Molecule: messenger RNA, 1584 nt
Organism: Leishmania mexicana MHOM/GT/2001/U1103
Lineage: Eukaryota; Euglenozoa; Kinetoplastea; Trypanosomatida; Trypanosomatidae
Product: putative DEAD box RNA helicase
Exons: 1
Coding region: 1-1584 (527 amino acids)
Molecular function (GO): RNA helicase activity; ATP binding; nucleic acid binding
Source: RefSeq, a predicted model, not a curated record
AUGUCGUCAGCGCGGCGCAAGCUCCCCAAGGCCUUGCGAGAGGAUGGCGACGGGGGAAAUAGUGAGAGCAGAACCUCCAUGCUAGCCCGGAGCACCUCUAGUGUCAGGCACCAAAGCCUCGGCUCUGAGCUUUUGGAUGACGAGGAGUUCAAGGCGAAGACAUUCCAGGACCUCGGUCUCUGCGAGGAGCUUUGUUCGGCGUGCGCCGAGGCUGGCUGGCAGCACCCGACUCGCAUUCAGGCCUCCGCUAUCACUGUCUUUGCCGAGGGCCGUGACCUCAUUGGUGUGGCGCAGACUGGUAGCGGCAAAACUGGCGCCUAUGCACUGCCCCUGGUGAACUGGCUCCUGACCCAGCGCAAGACGCCGUACCUCUCUGUCCUCGUGAUGGUGCCCACACGCGAGUUGGCGCAGCAGGUGACGGCCCAGUUUGUACUGCUUGGCCGCAGUGUCGGACUGCGUGUGGCGACGCUGGUGGGUGGCGCGGACAUGGUCGAGCAGGCCUGUGAGCUGAGCAAGCGGCCGCAUGUCAUCGUCGGAACUCCUGGCCGGGUAAAGGACCACCUCAGCAACACGAAGGGCUUCAAGCUCGUCAAGCUGCACGCCUUGGUGCUGGAUGAGGCGGACAAGAUGCUCGAUAUGGACUACGAGAAAGAGAUUGACGCCAUUCUGGAGCAGCUGCCGCAGGACCGCCGCACCAUGCUCUUCUCUGCUACGCUGAGUACCAAGAUUGACCGUCUCCAGAAGGCGUCGCUGCUGGACCCGGUGCUGCUGCAGGUGCACCGCAAGAACACCACUGUGGACACACUCAAGCAGUACUACAUCUUUGCCCCGUUUGCGCAGAUGCUAUCCUACCUGCACCUCUUCUUAACGAAGGAGACGGGCAACCACAUCCUCAUUUUCUGUCGAAGCGCGGCUUUGGUGCACAAGAUUACGCUGGCCCUCCGCAUCUUGGGCCACCGCGCGUUGCCUCUGAUGGGUCGCAUGGACCAAAGUAACCGCAACAUCGCGCUCACGAAGUUCAAGGAGGGAAAAGUGAGGAUGCUCAUCUGCACCGAUGUUGCGCAGCGUGGCCUGGACAUACCGCACACGGACGUCGUCGUGAAUUUCUCGCUGCCUGACCACGUCGAGGACUACAUCCACCGCGUCGGGCGCACAGCUCGCGCUGGGGCCGAGGGCAAGGCUGUUAAUCUCAUUAGUCAGUACGACAUUGUACUGCUGCAAAAGAUCGAGCAGCAAACAGGCGUCAAGUGCGUCGAGUACCCCUCCCUCGCGGAGAGCGAGGUGCAGCUGGUGCUCCAGCGUGUUGAGGAUGCAGAGCAGGAGGCCAUCCGCGAAAUCCGCGAGGAUGCCGAGGAGAGGAGCUUGGAGAAGGAGUCGCGGCAGCUGACGACGGCGCGGAAAGGCAAGCGCGACCGCGGCGACGCCGACAUGGGCUACGACGAUGCUAAACACGGUACGAGCGACUUCGCAACGCUGCGCAUGCGCCGCGAACACGAGUCCAUCUUCGAGAUGACGAAAAAGGAACAGCACAAGUCUCUGUGGGCGAAGCGGCGGGAGGCAAAGCAGCAAGCGAAAUCGCGGUAG